AUGCAAUGGCAGCAAGCUUCCCUCGGACUUGGGCAUGCUGGGUUGGGUUUGCGAUCAACAGCCAAGCACGCCUCGGCUGCCUACCUUCCCUCGUUGGGGGACACCUCCACUGCAGCGCAGGACUUGGACACCGCCUUCUCUGCCGAGGACCUGCGAUCUUCCCAUGACGUGCGUGCGGCGUUGGCAGCUACCAUUGUGGGUCAAGCCACUUUACAGUCAGAGGGCUGCUUGGGUGCGCGGGCCUUCUUGGCAGCCAUACCGGCUGGCCGGGGGCGCAUGGAACCUGCCACUUUUGUUGCCGAACUACGCGCUCGUUUGGGCAUUCCGGGUGCAGACCAGGAUGCUUGGUGCCCCCGUUGCGAUGGGAUCUUGGACGUGCAAAAGUACCACGCAGGGAUGUGCCCUGCAGGUGGUGAGAGGACCCAACAGCACCACGCCCUGCGAGAUCUGAUUUUCGUAUGGGCUGAACGAUGGGAGAGGGAGAGACCGGGUCUGCUGCUGGCACAGUCGCCUCAUGACACCAGCAACUCAGGCCGGCGACCAACUGAUAUUUACCUUCCGGCGUUGGUUGGGGCUCCUGCUGCGCUUGACUUUGCUGCAACAGCACCACAGCGGCAGGAGACCUUGGUUCAAGCCAGUCAGCAAGGGGCGGCGGCUGCCACGGCAUAUGCCCACCACAAGGAGUCCUACCUGCAGACUGGAGAAGCUUGUCGAAGCCACGGAGUGCAGUUUGUGCCCAUGGUUGUCGAGAGCACAGGCGCUUAG
Cladocopium goreaui is the source of this 765-nucleotide messenger RNA. The record is from the annotation of a GenBank genome assembly. NCBI's taxonomy places the organism in Eukaryota, Dinophyceae, Suessiales, Symbiodiniaceae.